Molecule: messenger RNA, 681 nt
Organism: Rotaria sp. Silwood2
Lineage: Eukaryota; Metazoa; Rotifera; Eurotatoria; Philodinida; Philodinidae
Source: the annotation of a GenBank genome assembly
AUGUUCGGCUGUGGAUUUCCUUCAUUUUCAUUACCAUUAUGUUCACAAUCGAUGAUGUCUCCUUUCAACAUGUCGAUGGCACAGCCUUACUGUAUGUCUGCUCCACAUGCAGUUCAACCAGUAAUGGUUCCCACACCUGUAUAUGCAUCCGCUGUACAAGCAGUACCAGUACCAAUGGAGCGUCCAUGUGCGAUGCCUAUUCCACAUCCAGUACCAGUACUAGUAGAUCGUCCAUGUGCAGUACCUGUCCCUGUCCCUGUCCCUGUCCCUGUUCAAGUAACAACAUGUAUGGAAACAUUGCCACAAUGUUGUUGCAAGUCAUCUGAAAAAUAUUAUACAUGUCCAUCGUAUCGUCAAGUAGAAUAUAUUAUUGAGGAACCUGUAUGUAUAAGACGUCGCCGACCACGGCGUCAAUGUCGAUCAUACUCUUGUUCUCAAACUUCUUUACCACCUAUUAUUAUUCCAAUACCAAUACAAGCACCUGCUGUUGUUGCACAACAACCACCGUUUCAAGUUACUGAAUAUGUUCAAGAUAUUUAUCCACCUGCACAAGUUUUUACUGAUCAAGUACCUGUGGGAUAUACAACUAAAAAUAUAGUAAUUCAACAACCGGGUUUAAUUCAAAAUCAAGGAACGACAAUUAAUUGUCAACCGAGUAUUAUUUUAUCUUCAGCAAUUUAA